Paramuricea clavata is the source of this 399-nucleotide messenger RNA. NCBI's taxonomy places the organism in Eukaryota, Metazoa, Cnidaria, Anthozoa, Malacalcyonacea, Plexauridae. The record is from the annotation of a GenBank genome assembly.
AUGUGGAAACAUGCAAAUGUACUACCAGUACCUAAAGAAUCUAUCUUAAACUCUCUUAAUCAACUAAGACCAAUCUCUUUAACAGAUAUUAUAAUGAGAUUAUUUGAAAGAAAUGUGUUCAAAACUGAGAUAGCACAUGUUACAAGACACGCUAUUGAUUCAGAUCAGUUUGCAUACAAGGAAGGUCACAAUUCGAUUAUGGCUCUGAUCAAGUGCCAACACACAUGGUUAAGAUGGUUAGAAGGAGAUGCAAAAUAUGUCAGAGUAUUAUCUUUUCACUUUCGCAAAGCAUUCGAUAGCGUUCCACACGAUAUUUUAUGUGAGAAGCUUAAGAAGCUCCCCAUCAACCCAUAUGUUACUAAUUGGCUGAUUAGUUUUUUGGAGGAUAGGAAACAGAGG